AUGAGGAUUGUCUCAAAAUCUCAACCUCACCUCACGUUCCACCAGUACCUCCUGGACAACCUCGUCCGGGACCUCAUGUUCCACCAGUACGAAACGACGCGCUACUACCAUAUCGCCACAGUUCUUCCUCCUGAUGUGGCCAGCGAGAUCUCGCACGUCUUCUCCAACCCCUCGGGCACUACGCCAUAUCAGUACCUUAAGACCAAGGUGCUGGAGCGAUUCAUGCCGUCAGAACGCGCCCGCCUCCAGCAGCCCCUUGCAGAGGGGGACGUUGGUGACGGGCGCCCCUCCAAAGUGCUGCGCCGAAUGCGGCAGCUUCUCGGGCAGCGCGACGUCUCUAUCAACUCAGCGUUGCUUCGCGAGCUCUUCUUCCAAAGUCUGUCCCAGCCAUUCCGCCUCGUCCUCGUGGCGGCCGGCGACGUCAACCUCGAUCGACUGGCGGAGCUUGCCGAUCAGGCUCAUGAAGCGACCUUCUCAUCCGUUACGGCUGUCUUACCACCUGAAGACAUAGCAAUUUCGCGUCCUGAGGCCCGUAUCGACGAGCUCGCCGCCUCAGUCGCCGCAAUCCAGAGUCCUCUUCAGGAUACCCUUGUCUUUUCACUCUCGGAAACUACUUCCUGCUGA
This is a messenger RNA of Rhipicephalus sanguineus (brown dog tick), 624 nucleotides long. RefSeq lists its product as uncharacterized. Lineage: Eukaryota; Metazoa; Arthropoda; Arachnida; Ixodida; Ixodidae. The transcript has 3 exons. The record is from RefSeq and is a predicted model, not a curated record. The coding region runs from base 1 to 624 and encodes 207 amino acids.